AUGAGCAUUGCAUCACAAAGUAAUUCUCAUUUUCUCUCCAUCAGAUACAAAAGCCAGCGAAUACUCAAGUUUUGGCUCGUCGGUUGCAGCCUUCUUCAACCAGCUUUCGCACAAGGAUACAUUCAAAGAGCUUCAGAGGUCAUCCAAAUAAGAAAAGGCGCUGGCAAACGGAUGGAAAGCAAGAGCGACAGUGAGAGUAGAAGUGAAAAAAAUGCGGGUUUUCCGUCUUUUGGGCGUAAAGACGGAGGUGAACAAAGUGAGAUGAAGCCAUUAAGUCACGAGAGCAAUGAGAACGGCGGAAUUGGAGGUGACGAAAAAGAUACCGGAAAAGGGCUUGCAAGAACCCUUACUCUAACUAAUGGUGUCAACAUAAUUGUUGGAAUCAUCAUAGGAGCGGGCAUUUUUGUGGGUCCUACAGGAAUCCAAGAAGCUGCUGGGUCUGUUGGAGCCUCACUUAUCAUGUGGAUUGUUUGUGGUGUUUGGUGCGGCCUUGGUGCAUACUUGUACGCUGAGUUAGGGACCUUGAUUACCAAAUCCGGAGGAGAUUACGCUUAUAUCAUGGAGGCAUUUGGCCCGUUUAUUGCUUUCCUACGUCUGUGGAUUGAAGCCAUUGUCGUGAGGUGA
Cylicocyclus nassatus is the source of this 624-nucleotide messenger RNA. NCBI's taxonomy places the organism in Eukaryota, Metazoa, Nematoda, Chromadorea, Rhabditida, Strongylidae. The record is from the annotation of a GenBank genome assembly.